This is a messenger RNA of Cebus imitator (Panamanian white-faced capuchin), 1008 nucleotides long. It is a transcript of the gene ARL5C, whose product is annotated as ADP ribosylation factor like GTPase 5C. Gene Ontology annotation, molecular function: GTP binding; GTPase activity. Gene Ontology annotation, biological process: protein localization to Golgi membrane; vesicle-mediated transport; intracellular protein transport. The transcript has 8 exons. The coding region runs from base 1 to 777 and encodes 258 amino acids. The record is from RefSeq and is a predicted model, not a curated record. Gene Ontology annotation, cellular component: trans-Golgi network; cytoplasm. Lineage: Eukaryota; Metazoa; Chordata; Mammalia; Primates; Cebidae.
AUGGCCAUGGCAACGUCCAGGGCCCAGAACCCUGAAGACUUUGGAGGCAGAGAGGCAGACUACUUGUGGCAGCAGGUCAGAAAAUCAGGGAUUCUGCCAGUCCCAGACAAAGUCAGCAGGCUGAAAUGCAAUCAGCCCAGAUGUACUCUGGCCGUCAACUCUAUCCAUCUAACUCUGGGCACCAAGCUGGGUGGGAUGCAAACAUGGCACUCAGAGGAGGGAGAGCUGGGAUCCGGUUCCGGGCGCAGUGCUGAGUCUCCCCUAUUUGCGGUGGUGGAGCAGUUCAGCCGGAGAACCCUGGAGUUUUCGAAGGGCGUGGGGAGAGCUGGAGGCUGGAACCCCCUCCCCCACCCCUUAUUCCUUGGACCUCUCGGGCCCUGGACAGAACACAAGGUUAUCAUCGUGGGACUGGACAAUGCAGGAAAGACCACCAUUCUCUACCAGUUCCUGACCAAUGAAGUGGUCCAUACGUGUCUCACCAUCAGCAGCAAGGUGGAGGAGAUCAUUCCACGGAAGAGCCACUUCCUCAUGUGGGACCUAGUGGGGCAGGAGGCUCUGCACUCCACCUGGAUCACAUAUUACUCCAACACCGAGUUCAGCAUCGUUGUGAUCGACAGCACGGACCGGAAUUGGCUGCUGACUGCUCGGGCAGAGUUAUAUAAAAUGCUGGCCCAUAAGCGGCUGCUAUGGACAGUGAGAUUGACACCAUCCUCCCAACUCGUUGCUGAAAAGCUGAACUGCAUACCCUGGAUUCCUGCAGAUAGCACAGCAGAAUAAGCUGCCCCUCACGCCAUGGCCUCAGGCAUCCUUUUUGGAGACAUCAGGGAAAUGCCAUUGCAGAAUUAGUAAGUGGAACCCUCUCCUCUCCUCAGCCCUCAGCGUCUCUAUAGGAAAAAUAUGUGUGUGUUAGGAGGCAGAUUAAGAGACCCCUGAGGCCGGGUGCAAUGGCUCAUGCCUGUAAUCCCAGCACUUUGGGAGGCUGAGGUAGGUGGAUCACUUGAGGUAAGG